Molecule: messenger RNA, 2964 nt
Organism: Rhopilema esculentum
Lineage: Eukaryota; Metazoa; Cnidaria; Scyphozoa; Rhizostomeae; Rhizostomatidae
Biological process (GO): regulation of transcription by RNA polymerase II
Cellular component (GO): nucleus
Molecular function (GO): RNA polymerase II cis-regulatory region sequence-specific DNA binding; DNA-binding transcription factor activity, RNA polymerase II-specific
Source: RefSeq, a predicted model, not a curated record
AGCUGUUUCUGAUGACGUAGCUCAGUCCAGGCCCUUGCUUUGAUUCACGUUGUCUUUGUUAUCUUUGCCUCUUCUGGUGAACGUACGGGAACUCGUGCUAAGAGUUCGAGCCAAAAGUCCCGGAGGAAAAUAUUGGAGCGAAUUUCGAAUGGAAAAAGGUCUUUCUGAUCGGAGUAAUGACAAAGCGGAUGUGAGUGAUGAAAGCCUAGAAAAGGAGGAAGAAGUCAACCAACAUAUCGAAUCGAUCUCUGGGAAGAACUAUAUCGGGGAUACAUUUACCUCAUGGAAAACAUGGAGAGGCAUUGAAGACGAAGGGUCUUUAGAGCAAAGAAACUUAGAUGCUGACAGUGGAGAUGGAGGAAUCGGAGAAAAAGACCUAGAUAAGGGUGGGCAUGGCUCCCAUAGGCCUGAUUCUAUUAGCGAUAGAAAUUAUGUCGCAGACUCCUUUACAACUUACAUUAGGCCUGACCUAGCACCGAGAUCAUGGGAACUGGAGAGUGCACAACCUUUAAUGUCUUCGGGUCAAUCUCGUACUCACACUUUGCCUAGAACACGAUCUUUACCUGAAAUCAGAAUUCCUGAUGAUUACGAUACCGUUCUAGACGAUAAACGAGAAACAAACAGCUUGCAAGACAAUGUCAUUACCUUUUUGAGUGCUGACCAACUACAUACUGGCUCAUUGAAGGAAGGAUGUCUCAGUGGAAAGAGCUUACAUGCCCCCAUUGAAAUCAGUAGUGAUGGGGGCUAUAUAGGUACAUAUGACCAGAGCAUUCAUGGAGAUAAGCAAGCAGACGUUGUCAAGAGCCAUGCUUCUUUAGACCUCAGCAACAGUGAUGUAUCAUACAGUUUUGAUGUACAUGGCAACACAUUUGGGGAGGCUGUCGCCAGACAGGGAAAAAGAAAACUAACUGAGAAUGGCAAAAAAUCAUCAAAAAACAGGCGAAAAGCUCUGAAAAAUCAAAAGGCUGAAGACCUGGUUCAGAAUGUAAACGAAUCUCAGAGUUUUGUGGGAGGAGCCACAAUGAUUAUUGAUCAGCCAAUCUCACAAAUUGGAGGCUUGUACACAGUUCAAAUUUCACCUGCAAAUGCUGGUAUUCAAACAGUUAUUCAACAGCAGACAGUGACUGCUGUACAGCAGCCAGUACCAUAUGAAACUGUUCCUUCAAAUGAAUUACCAGUUGAGAAAUCCCCAGUUGAAAAAAAUAACAAGGCCAACCAGCAGUGGUUUACAUCAAAAGAUGACAAACAUUCUUUACAUGGUAAAGGUGUCAAAUGGAAACAAGGAAUGUGGAGUAAGGAAGAAGUGGAUGUUUUGAAAGGAAACAUACAAAAUUACUGCAAGGCACAAGGUAUCAGUGAUCCAUGUCAAAUAAUUUUUGGAACUCCAAAAGAUGAACGCAAGGAGUUCUAUAAGUCAAUAGCGCAAGGCAUAUCACGGCCCCUGUUCGCCGUUUACCGAAAGACUCUUAGACUAUAUGACAACAAAAAUUUCAUUGGCAAAUACUCAGAAGAGGAAGUUCAAAAGCUAGAGGGCCUACAUGCCAAGUAUGGGAAUGACUGGGCAACCAUUGGUAGCCAUAUGGGACGAAGUGCCGCUUCUGUCAAAGACCGUUGUCGGCUUCUCAGGAAGAAUAAGAAAACAGGUAAAUGGACUUUGAGAGAAGAGUCGUUUUUGUCACGCUGCGUACGAGAACAGACUAACACGAAGGAGGGCGAGUCUGUUACAACCGGAGUGGUAUGGUCAACGAUUGCGGAAAAACUUGGCACGAGGACUGAAAAACAGUGCCGAUCUAAAUGGAUAAAUUAUUUAAACUGGAAAGAAGUAGGGGGCAAAGAAUGGACUAAAAACGACGAGGUUGAACUGAUUGAGAGGAUUUCAAGAAUCGACGUUAAAGAUGAAAAUGAUAUUAACUGGCAAAAGCUGUCAGAACAAUGGCCAAGUGCUCGAUCACCUCAGUGGCUCAGAGGAAAGUGGUGGGCGUUAAAAAAACGAGUUCCGGACUACAAAAAGUUAGACUUCAGGGGUAUUUUGGACUAUUUACACACAACCUAUUUAGAUGCACUUAAAAUCAAGAUCGACCGGCAAACCGUCGCCCUUGCAUCUACAUUUACAGUUGGGGCCAAUCCCGUAUCUUUGCACGGCAAUGAUCGCUUCACUAGUCAUGUGACAUUACCAGGGAUAGCUACAAACACAUCUCACGCUGAUUUGCAAGAUUCUUUGGCAAGCAGUCAGCCGUUGAUCAGCACUUCAACAAUCGAUUUAGCAUCGUUGCACGGGUAUCAACUACAACUCCAAUUAGCCUCACUUUCACCGCAUCAGUUGGUUAUACCAGUUAGCUCCAGUGGUAUCGGUUCGAAUCUGACAGACCAUUUCAUUAUACCCGUGAACAUGACGCCUGCAGUGAUCACAUCGUCUGCUGACCAAACCUCCACGCAGGCAGGUUUCAUUGUUCAAAAUGUAAGCGCAGCUACAGAUAAUCAAGGCGUUGUCGACAGCCCACGUGGUGUAGAAUUGGCUCAAGCAUUGGUGCAAACCGAUUUGAGUAUACCAAUACCAGCUAGAGAUAUGACGCAAGAGGAUCUUGCUUCUGCUAACAUCCAAGCAAUGAACAACAGAAUGGUUAGCCUCAGUGAUUCGACGCUUGGAAACUCUGCUGUUGAGGUUGAGACAGAAGCAAGGCAAGAGUUUGGUGAGUCUAUAGAGGUAUUAGGCGGAGAUCAUAGUGCUGUGAAAGUUGUUAAAGUUGACCAGAUUGAAAACCAGGACUUAGGGAGUCCCCUGUAGGAACACUCCUCAUAAACCUCCAUACGGGUUCUUUUGUGUGAGGAUUCUAAAUUUUGAACUGGCUGAGGGUAAUUAUGCCUGCAAGACUUGAUUCUUUUAAAGAAUCGUAUAAGAUGCAUUGAAUUUGUACAAAUGUUUAUGUUUCUCGUUCUCUUCAUGAUGAAUAACUUUUAAAGACA